Messenger RNA from Gopherus evgoodei (Goodes thornscrub tortoise), 5781 nucleotides. It is a transcript of the gene PHF2, whose product is annotated as PHD finger protein 2. Lineage: Eukaryota; Metazoa; Chordata; Testudines; Testudinidae. Gene Ontology annotation, molecular function: transcription coregulator activity; histone demethylase activity. The record is from RefSeq and is a predicted model, not a curated record. Gene Ontology annotation, biological process: regulation of transcription by RNA polymerase II; protein demethylation.
CUCUGAGUUUUCAGAUUCGCCUCCCCUUCUGCAGCCUCCCUCCCCAGCCCCAUCGGAGGAAAUAUUACAAUGUUGCAAGCUGACGUAAGGACAUUACAAGGAAAGGGCUACAUUUCGGAGUGUUUAUGAAAAGCCGCGGUACUGUACUGUCACCAGGGGGCACGCAAUAUAAUGCAUUCGCCAAACAUUUUGGAUAAUAAUCAUUUACCAACAACAACAACACACAAAAAAAGCCCCAGUUCGCCUGGAGCUCGCAGAGCCAGAGAGGAGCCAUGCAGCCAAAGUUUGAGAAGCUCUUUAUUAUUUUUCUGACAUUGCGAGCUCGCCCUUGAGGAGCUGUAAUUGCAUUAUCUGAUUUUUUUUCACCCUUCUCCCCCCCCUUUCCCCCUCCGUCUCUCGACAUUGCAAUUUUUUGCUUGCGUUUUGGAAGGAGAAGCCGCCAGCUACCUAGCGGCAGGAGCCGCCGCCAGCCCUGCUCGCUUGCCUGGGAGUCCAGUGUUGUUUUGAAGGGAGCUCAGCUAACAUGGCGACGGUGCCCGUCUAUUGCAUCUGCAGGCUGCCCUACGACGUAACCCGCUUCAUGAUCGAGUGCGAUGCCUGCAAGGACUGGUUCCACGGCAGUUGUGUUGGCGUGGAAGAAGAGGAGGCGCCAGAUAUUGACAUCUAUCAUUGUCCGAAUUGUGAGAAAACCCAUGGAAAGUCUACUUUGAAAAAGAAAAGAAAUUGGCAUAAACACGAUACUGGGCAGUCAACAGAGGUCAAACCUGUACAGAAUGGGAGUCAAGUCUUUAUAAAGGAACUUCGCAGUCGAACUUUUCCAAGUGCUGAAGAUGUGGUAGUCAAAGUGACAGGAAGCCAGCUAACAACAGAGUACUUGGAAGAAAAUGGAUUCACAGAACCUAUCCUGGUUCCAAAGAAGGAUGGCUUGGGCUUAGCAGUACCCGCACCUACAUUCUACGUCAGUGACGUUGAAAACUAUGUCGGACCAGAAAGAAGUGUUGAUGUCACUGAUGUCACCAAACAGAAAGACUGUAAGAUGAAACUGAAGGAGUUUGUUGAUUACUACUACAGUACCAACAGGAAAAGAGUUCUCAAUGUAACUAACUUGGAAUUUUCAGAUACAAGAAUGUCCAGUUUUGUAGAACCACCAGACAUUGUUAAAAAGCUAUCUUGGGUGGAGAAUUAUUGGCCUGAUGAUGCUCUGCUGGCAAAACCAAAAGUGACCAAGUACUGCCUGAUAUGCGUGAAGGACAGCUACACAGAUUUUCACAUAGACUCUGGAGGGGCAUCGGCUUGGUACCACGUGCUGAAAGGGGAAAAGAUAUUUUAUCUCAUCAAACCGGCCUCUGCAAACAUUUCCCUGUAUGAACGCUGGCAGUCAGCAGCAAAUCACAGUGAGAUGUUUUUUGCAGACCAAGUGGAUAAAUGUUAUAAAUGCACAGUUAAGCAAGGACAAACGCUCUUUAUCCCAUCAGGUUGGAUUUAUGCAACUCUCACACCUGUAGACUGCCUAGCAUUUGCUGGGCAUUUUCUACAUAGCCUAAGUGUUGAAAUGCAGAUGAGAGCGUAUGAAGUGGAAAGGCGGUUGAAAAUUGUCAGCCUAACCCAGUUUCCAAACUUUGAAACAGCAUGUUGGUAUAUGGGAAAGCAUCUGCUGGAGACUUUCAAAGGUUUGCACAAAGCUGGGCAGCAGCCUCCUUCUCAUUUAGUCCAAGGGGCAAAAAUUCUUAAUGGUGCUUUCAGGUCGUGGACUAAAAAACAGGCUCUAGCCGACCAUGAGGACGAACUCCCGGAACAUUUUAAACCAGCACAACUUAUCAAGGACCUUGCCAAAGAAAUAAGAUUAAGUGAGAAUGCUUUCAAAGUUAACAAAACAGAAGUGAGUGCCAGCGUGAAAGUAGAGGAAAUCUGUCCUGUGGAGAAGCAGGAGGUGCCAUCGCCUGUACCAGUGACUCCCCCUCCACCACCUGUAGAAAAAGUUCCGAAAAAAAAGGCUCCAAAAGCUGUGAAAACCCCCAAGCCCCCUAAACCGCCCAAGCCCCCCAAACCUCCCAAACCGCCCAAAACUCCAAAAGUCAAGGGAGAAGGGAAGAAGAAAGGAAAGAAGGUGAAGGAAAGCCCGCCACCCGCCAUUCCAAAUCUGGACCUGCUGGAGGCACACACGAAAGAGGCUUUGACAAAAAUUGAAACGCCAAAGAAGGGGAAGGCUGCAAAGAAUGUUUUAAGUGUUCCCAAUAAGGAAGUUGUUAAUAAGCAAAAUGAGGUGGAGAAAUUUGAAAUUCGAGAGCACAAUAAGAGCAAAACGGAAGCCAAAUGGAAAUAUAAGAACAGUAAACCAGAUUCAUUACUAAAAAUGGAAGAGGAACACAAAUUGGAAAAGACACCUUUAUCAGGAAAUAAGGACAAUAAAUUUACAUUUUCUUUCUCUAACAAGAAACUGCUCGGUUCCAAGGGAGUCAAAACCCAGUUGAAUCCUGGUGUGUUUGGGUCGCUGCAAAAUUUUAAAGAAGAUAAAACAAAACCUGUGCGAGAUGAAUAUGAGUACGUAUCAGAUGAUGGCGAACUGAAAAUUGAUGAAUUUCCAAUUAGAAGAAAGAAAAACACUACGAAGAGAGAUUUACCUUUUUUAUCAGAUAAAAAAGAAGCGCUACAACACACACCAGUUAAGAAGCCAAAGGUGGAAUCAGUAUUGUAUAAGAGUGAUGAGUCAUCAGAUGAAGAUUCGCUUCACAUUGACACAGAGGCAAAGCCAGGUCGCAACUCCAAAGUGAAGAAAGAGAGUGGAAGUUCGGCAGGAAUUCUAGAUCUUUUGCAGGCGAGCAAGGAAGUUGGGGGUUUAGAGUAUAACACCAACAGUCAGCCACCUGCAUCUCGCACACAGGAAGCAAUCCAAGGAAUGUUAUCAAUGGCAAAUCUCCAGUCUUCUGACUCUUGCCUGCAGACUUCAUGGAGUACCAACCAAGCUAAAAAUACUCUAUCUCAGCCCAAAUCUCAAAAAAAAACCGGGAGCAGUAACAACAAAAAUGCAGGCAAGCACUUACUGAAGAGAGCACAAAAAAACAGUAUUGACAUUGAAGACUAUGAUGACCAGGACCACUUAGAUGCCUGUUUAAAGAUUCUGAUUAUGGUGAGAGAAAACAAAUUAAUCUCUAUGGGUAUGACCCCGAUUCUGAAAGUAUUUAUUUACCCAUCUUUGGAAUCCGAUGAAGAUAAUCCAGUGUUCAAAUCACGAUCAAAGAAAAGAAAAAGUUCUGAUGAUGCCCCCUACAGCCCGACAGCAAGAGUUGGUCCCUCAGUACCCCGACAAGACAGACCUGUCCGAGAGGGUACAAGAGUUGCCUCCAUUGAAACUGGACUGGCGGCAGCAGCGGCCAAAUUAUCCCAGCAGGAGGAACAAAAAGGCAAGAAGAAGAAGAAUACCAAAAAGAAGUUGUCCCCCAACAACACAAAUAAACUCUCUCAGGAAGGCAGCUCUCCUGAACCCAAAUUGGAGUCCCAUGCCAGCAGCCUAGCAGAUCACGAAUACACUGCCGGAGCAAGCACGUUUGGGGUCGCCCAAGUAAACAGAGGCUCUCAACCUAUGGCACCUGGAGUUUUCCUCACCCAGAGGAGACCCUCAUCAUCAUCACAGAAUAAUGCAGCUGCCAAAGGAAAACGUACAAAAAAGGGCAUGGCUACCGCAAAACAGAGGCUUGGGAAGAUUUUGAAAAUCCAUCGGAAUGGGAAACUUCUCCUUUAAUAUUUCAAAAACUGGGACUUGAUCAAAGCUCAGUAAUUCCUGAGCUGACACUAACUCUUCAACUCUUGAAGAACUUCAGUAGUAUUGUGCAUCAUCUUAGGGACAAUACCAGUUAACUUUUUGCCACCACUUUAAUAAUUGUUUUUAACUUUCAGCAGUUAAAGUGUACAGAAUACUGCUAUAAAUAUUUUUUAAUAUAGAUGUCCUUUCUCAAAUUGCUGAGAGUGACUAGUUCGCAAAAGUUAAUGAUAAUCCAAGAAAUUGAGGAUCAUUCCAGUUUUAGGAAAGUAUCCCUUUAACUUGUUUAUAAGUGGAAACCAGUUGUUUUAACAGAAUGAACAUCCAUUUCAGUUACAGUUUGCUUAAAGAAAAAAAAACAAGUACUAUCUUUAAAGAGGUAUCUAGUCAAGGAGCAGGAGAUUAAAUUUAAAAAUUCUUCAUUUGUCUGACAAAUAUAUUAAAAGGUGGAGGACCUUAAGUUUGAUGGCUGGAGACAUUUCCCCAUGCUACAGUGAAUGCAGAAGAUAAUCUGCAUAAUGUGAAACUUCAUUAUCUCAACCUGAUCAUGAUCUAGAUGUGUUGGAGGAGCCAUUACUGCACUUGGGCCCUACUCCAUUCCUUUCAGAUAGCUGCGGGUUGGACAAUAGUAGGUGCACUAGGCAGCAUUUGUUAUGCACAGUGGGAGCUGGUUUACUGCUGCGUUCAUAACUGGUUGGGAGUUUUAGCUCUAUGCCUGAGGGGCCAGUUUCUUUUGCUAACUGACACACAUGAUGGUACAGUAGCUCGUGUCAGUGUCGAAAUCAAAGCACACAAAGAUGUGUUGCAGAUCUUGCAGUCACUUUAACUGCAGUACAUGAGGUCAAGCUCUGCUUCUUCACGUGCAGUUUUUGACAUUUAUAUCAAGGCACUUCUUAUGAGAUACACUUACUUUGGGAACGAGGGCUGCAUGCAUCCAGGUGUCAGAUAGUGGGAAAGUUUAGCUUAUUGACAAUUUGACUGGAUACUUUUUGUCUUUUAACUCUUUUAGUGUUUGGUGUAGAGUGCAUUAUUUUACAUUAAACUGCUUGUCUGCAUAUAAACACUUGAGGGGUUAAAUUUGUUUCUCAGGCAAUCCCGUAUUUUAAUUUUUAGAUGUGUUUACUAAGGCAUAUUUUUCAUAGAAUGUAGCUUGUAAAUAGCUUUUUAAAUAACUUCUUUUUUAUAAAAGUAAAGUAUCUUUAGACAUUUCUUUCUAUAGACUACUUCAUUAACAUAUAUACAAGUCAUUGCUGAGUAUUAUCAGUUGUAUUUUAGUUUGGUUUUAAAAGGGUUGGGUGGAGGUUUUUUUGUUUUGUUUUUGUUUCACUUUCUUGGGGGGUGGAUUUGGGCGUUGCCUGGAAAACAAGUAAAACUUUGUGCAGCCUUAUAAAAUGUCUUAUACAGAAUCAAAUAGUAGAAAAUAAUCUAUUUAAGACACAUUUUGAAGAAUAAUCUUCAACUUUAAUACCAGCUCUUUGUUUUAAUUCUUGUAUUAUGAGGGGAUACAGUUAUUUUACUAGCACCUUGUGAAGUGUUUCUGUGUUUUGUGAUGAUGUAAUUUAUUAAUGUUUGUAGCUUUUUAUAUUUGUACAUUUCUUAUGAGCUUUGUUUAUAUACACAUUACCUGGAUGUGAUGUCCAUGGGGAAAAAAAAAACAGCUACAGGAAACAACUGAGGCCUUAUAAACUAACCUUUAUACUAUUACAGUGGGACAUAGAUUCUGAGUGGUAGGAGUCUGAUAAAGUUAGUUGAAUAGGGCCCCAGGUUUAUGCAGAGCAGGGUUUUUAAGCUUCCCUAGUAUACUGUUCUUGUUGAGCAUUUUAUACUAUAACCCAGACAUCAUGCUGUUUUUUUUUAUUAUUUUCGCAACAUGUACAUUUCUAACAAAGUUUAUUGUGGCUAUCUAUUACAGUGUUUUAUUUACUGAUUCAUAUCAAAUGCUCUUGUAUCAAGUCCAUGAAAUCUAAGUAAACUUAGAUCAAAGUUUAAAAAAAAAAGUAAAAUAUUUCAGGUUUUGUAUAGAA